Molecule: messenger RNA, 1803 nt
Organism: Clupea harengus (Atlantic herring)
Lineage: Eukaryota; Metazoa; Chordata; Actinopteri; Clupeiformes; Clupeidae
Product: cell adhesion molecule CEACAM8-like
Source: RefSeq, a predicted model, not a curated record
GUGGCGUAGUACAGUUAAACAGUAAAUCUGAAACAUUGUGUUGGUGCUUUGUGGCCUGUGCAAGUGUUUCACCACAUUGGAGUAGCUCAAUUACUCCAUUAUUAGGAAACAUCUGUUUCAUUAUGCCACUGGACCGUAUUACUGCAUGUUGACAGCUAGUUUUACAAUGACAGGAAAUGCCACUCAGUUAUUGUGUAAUGGCUGACCGAACUGUCGAGUAUGAGUGAUGAGUCACUGGUGUUUCUUCUGAGUGCAGGCAUGAUAUAGGCCUACGCAUUCAUACAGAUCUCAGUGGCUAUUGACAAAACUGAGACUAAAGACAUGGCUCUUCGUGUGACCCUGGUUGUGAUCCUGCUAACAGGUUUCGGUCUGGGACAACACCAGUCAUUAUUACCAUUUGAAUCCACCGUGAGAGCUGUGGGGGAAGACAUGAAAUUCACCAUCAACCGUCCAUCAGCUCCCUUCAAAGAAAUCAGCUGGAGAUUUAAAAGCGUCCCUGUCAUCACCAGCAUGGGUGGUGAGAAUAUCACCUUUGGGCCUGGCUACCCUGGCCGUGUCCGUCUAAACGCCACGACCGGAUCUCUGGAGCUGCUGAAUCUCACGCUGGAAGACUCUGGGUUGUACACAGUCACCACCAGGCUUGGAGGAGGCACAGAGCUUAGUGGGCAAACAGCCCUGACUGUCCUGGCUCCCAUCUCCAACGUUUCACUGGUGGCUAGUGCGACUGAGCUGAUCGAGUACCACAGCUCCGUUAACAUCAGCUGCACGGCAUCUGGCUCCGUUGCCACGCUUAAGCUCUAUGGUGCCGGCUACACCAUGACAGCCACCGGAUCUCCUGGUAAGAUCUCCAGUGAGCUCUACAGUGUCAACUACCGCGUGACGAGACGUGACCGGGGGCCGUACACAUGUGAGGCCUCCAACGCUGUGAGCGGGGCUGUGGUCCGCACCCUGACUCUCAAUAUUCUCUACGGACCGGAUGAGGCGAUCAUGGUGGCUACACCUAAGGGCCCAUCCUAUCACUCAGGCUCUGACAUCACCCUGUCCUGCUCUUCUGAGUCCAAGCCUGCUGCCCAGGUCCAGUGGGCUCUGAAUGGAACCCUGCUGGGUAGAGAGAGACCAGAACUCAGACUGGAGAAUGUUCAGGCCAGUCAGAGCGGUGCCUACAGCUGCUGGGCUAACAACAGCAAAACAGGGAGAAAUGUGCAGUCAGACAGAUUGUAUGUUACUGUGUUAGAGGACAAAGGUGUUCCUGGCUUGAGUGGAGGACCCAUCGUUGCCAUAGUGAUUAGUGCACUGCUGGCUGUAGCUGUCUUGACAGCCAUCUUGUUGAUUGUACAGCCAUUCUUCAAGAAGAGAUGCAGCCAAGAUACAAAAAGGGAUCAAUCAGAAUGCCUUCCGAGAUCACCUUCACGUACUCUCUUCUAGAGUGAAAGAGAGGGACAACUCACCUUUUCCACGCAGUCGACAGGUUUUUCUGUGCCAAAGGCCCCCACCUCUCUUAGGUAUCGGGCGUUCUGGACCACAGGCUGCUAAUCUGACAGGUGUAAUAAGGCGAGGUGUGUAGCGGGGCGCGGAGCUUAACUCACUUCAUUAACUGACGCAGAAGCGAGGUUUUUAGUAUUGAAAAAGUACCCCAAGAUUUAAUGUCAAAGGGGUCAAAAAGAAUUUAAAAGAAAAGAAAACUACAAGCUCUCAAAAAACAGUGUACAACCCACACAGCAAACGAAGAGGAGCUGAGUCUACAUGCAUUGAGCUCAGCUUUUAACUGCUCCUGCUUCCGUCUUUUCAUCACGGACUUCUCCU